Entrophospora sp. SA101 is the source of this 419-nucleotide messenger RNA. NCBI's taxonomy places the organism in Eukaryota, Fungi, Glomeromycota, Glomeromycetes, Entrophosporales, Entrophosporaceae. The record is from the annotation of a GenBank genome assembly.
AUGUUGCAAGAAUAUAUCAAAACUCUAAUUACAACAAUACCAUUAGAAAUUGAUGAUCCAAAUUCCAAAUCAGAUUAUAAAAGAUUAAAAAGUGUUUUUUUGACUGAUGAUGAAUGGUUGCUUAUGAGUGACUUAGUUCAGAUUCUUGGUCCUUUUGCUGAAGCAACAGAUCUUUUGGGUGGAAGCAAAUAUUCAACAUUUAGUUUAAUAUAUCCAACAUUAAUGGCUUUAAUUAAUCAAUUGACUUCAGAUCAAAAUAAUGAUGAUGAUUUUAAUGUGGAAGAGGAAUCAGAUGUAUUUCAUAAAGCAAAAGGUCUGGCUGAUUUGAUAAAAGAGCGUCUAUAUUUUGCUUUAAUUUAUUAUUAUGAAAAACCAAUCCAAGAUGCAUUAAUUGCAUCUUUAUUAGAUCCAAGAAGCAA